UAUGCUAUCUACAAAUAUUUAUCUACAUUCUACAAAGUACAAAGUUAGAUCCCACAGGCUUUAACGAUUAGUUAUGUCUGUGAAUUAUUCGCGUGUGUUUGUCAUUUGUAUUGCGUUCAAAAUGAAUUCAAUUGGUGAUUUAUAUAGACAUAUUAUUUAUACUGAUGAUACAUGUGUGAAUUUUUUAAAACAAAAAGGUGUCUUACCUAAACAAGAAUUUUGUGAAAAAAUCAAUGUUAGCAAUGAAGUGUGUGGUGGCGUUCUCAAGGAAUGUUAUAAAAAUAGCCGCAAACGAGAUUCCGAUGGGCAAUUUGUGAAAACAAAAUACUUACGUUGCCAAACACGUGGUUGUCAAACCUAUCAGUCCAUUCGUAAAAAAAAUCCGUUUUUUACCUAUGUCGAUACUAAUGGAAAAUGUAAUAGCGGAUUAAGUUUAUGCCAGAUUGUAAUAGAGCUCGUAUGGUAUUGGGCACAUGGUAUGCAAGUAAUUCAAACUAUAAAAUGGACAGCUAGAAGUCAACACACCGUGUCGGAUUGGUACAAUCUUUGCCGUGAUAUUUGUGUUGACCAAUUUGAAAAACGUACAAAAAUGGGUGGUGUAGGAUUCGUAGUGCAAAUAGACGAAUCUUUAUUUCAAGGCAAGCGAAAGUAUAACCGUGGUCGUCUACGUCUAGGAGAUCGUCAACCUAGAGAAGAAUCAGGAUCUAGCAGUUCUGAUACUGAUACUGAAAUAACUAAUCGAAAUAACGGUGUACGCGUACAGGGGCCGUGGGUGUUUGGAAUGUGUUGUAGGCGUGAUAAUAUAGUAGAACGCCGAUUGUUUAUCGUUCAAAAAAGAGACCGCACCACUUUGCUUCCAAUUAUUAAAAGAGAAAUUGAGCCAGGGACGACCAUUUUUUCAGAUGAAUGGAAAGCUUACAGCUGUUUAAACGAUCAUGGCUAUAUCUACAAUACCGUAAAUCAUAAAAAUAAUUUCAUUGAUCCCCACAAACAGGAGCUGAAACUCAAACUAUGGAAUGUUAUUGGCGACAUAUAAAGGUGAAAUAUGGUAUAAAAUCGCAUGGUGCCACUAAUUUGCUGGAAAGGCAGCUUAAAGAAGAAUGGUGGCGCUCCAUAAACACAACCAAUACGUUCGAAACAUUUUUUAUUGAUAUGAAAAAUACUUUUCAACUUUAAUUAAGAACAUUCAUUGAUAAUCUUCAUUUAUUUAUGAAGUGCUCUGGUUUAAAAUGAAGUAAGAUUUUUUUAUAUAAUAAUACGACAUAAUUUAUACGUAAAUAGCAAUGUGUAGAUAACAUUUAGUGCGUAGAUAGCAUACGACACCGCUACCCAAAAUCCAAAUUGUACAGUUAAAUACAUUUUUUUUUAAAUAAUAAGGCAGUAAAAUACUACAGCUAAAGUAUAAUUAUUUUUUAUUUAUUUGUUUUUUAAAAUAAGAUAUAAGUGGGUUUAUUAUUCAAAAAUGGCCCUCCGCAUACCAUCAAGUAGUCCAGUGUUUCUCAAUCUUUGUAUUAUAACACAGACUAUUAAAAAUGUUCAUACUUUGUGACACACAAUAAAAAAAAAAAUAAGAAUAAUACCUAUUAAUUUUUGUAAAUAGUGUCAACAAGGUUCGUACAGUUAAUAUAAGUACUUCCCGCGACACGUUUGGCUUACCCGACGUCAUACUGGUUGAGAAACACUGGUGUAGUCUUUCGCGUACCACGGUUUAAGAACUGUUGAUUUAGAAGAAAAGGUUUACGUGGGGAAAUUUCAAAUAUUUAUUUUAAAAAUAUAAAAAAUGAUUUUUGCAUAUUUUCUUGUGAAACUUUCUGUUAAACAUAAAACAAGAAUUUAUUUUAUAUAAAUAUUGUAAAAUCUAUUGACAA
Molecule: messenger RNA, 1868 nt
Organism: Rhopalosiphum padi (bird cherry-oat aphid)
Lineage: Eukaryota; Metazoa; Arthropoda; Insecta; Hemiptera; Aphididae
Exons: 1
Coding region: 74-1036 (320 amino acids)
Source: RefSeq, a predicted model, not a curated record